AUGUGUCCAGCAGCCAACGCCGGUAUGAAGCGGCACCUUGCCAUGGCGACGGCCCCUUCGACCGAGUCGCCGGCGCCGCGCCUGGAGGUGCGCCGCGCGCGGCCUGAGGACCGCGCGCGCAUCGAUAGCCUCGAGUGGGAGCACAAGUGGACGCAGCAGGUUUACGGCUACACCAAGGUGACCGCGCAGAUGGAGCACGCCGCGCUCAACGUGGUGGCCGAGGAUGACGAAGCGCGGCGCCGCUGCUCGACUCACGCCCCCCUCAGCCCCGCCACGUGCCUCUUCCAGACGCAGCUCGUGUGCGCCCAGCCGGCCGUGGGUGCCGUGCUCCGCGCCGUCCUCACCUGGCUGUUUUCGGUGCUGCCUGACCUGGAUCGCGUGUUCCACGCCACGUGCUGCCACCAGAGCGAGCUGGGCUUCCUCGAAGAGGCGAACUUCCGCAUCAUCAGCGAGCGCGGCGCGCCGGUGCCGGUACUGGAGCUGGAGCGGCGCCGAUACGUGCCGCGCCUGGCCUCGCGCCCUGCCCGUCUCGAGGACCACGACGAUCUGCGCGAAAUGUUCGCCGUCGACGAGCAGCGGCUGAAGGAGGCGUACGGCGAGUUCUUCCUGGCUGAAGUGAUAGCGGACGAGCGGGACUCGUCCUUCUCGGCCGUAGUGGAGGUGGACAAGCUGGCGGUCGGCAUCAUGAGCGUCACGACCGAGGUCGACCUCGACAUGCUCAACGACAACUUCGAGCUGGCGCCAUUCCACGGCCUUCGGAAGAAAACCACAGAUGACACGACCGGCUUGGCCAGCAGACUGUCUGACGAGGUGAUGGGGGUACGGCCCUCCCGGCUGUCGCCAGUCACGGAGGAAAAGGCCGACGAAGAAGAAAGCAAAACGGACGCUUCGGAUAGCAAGGACGGAGAGGCAGCGUCUACAACAGAGACAACGACGGAUGCAUCCAAAACAGCGGCUGUUGCGGAUCCUUCCAAGACAAAUAAUGAAACAAAUGCAUCCAAAUCCGGCUCCACAGUAGAUGGUCUCAAAGGAGCAGAUGCCGCAAAAGAUACAGCGAGUGGUGAGGCAGAUGGCUCAUCGAAGUCAAAAGUGGACGUAGAUGGUUCAAAUGCAGGUGAUUCAAAUGCAGAUGGGACAGUCAAUUCAUCAAAUUUGGGGGCUUCAAAGUCAGAUGGACCUGUGAAUGCUCCAAGAGAAGAUGGGGCAACCGGUGAUACGAAGGCAGACAGUACAAUGGCUGUGUCCCAACAAGAAAGCAAAGCAGAUGAACAAACCGGUCCUCCGUACACCGCAGUGAGCACCGUGCUGAGCGGCCUCUCCACCGAGCCGGUCACCGGGCCGCCGCCGCGGCCGCGCGCCGUGCCGCACUACCACGGCGCGCCCAACGCGGCCGCCAUCAACCUGUUCUGCAUCCAGGAGGAGCAUGCCUGCCGCUCGCUGGACCUGCUUCCGGCGGUGCUGGCGCGCCUACCGGACGUCGACUAUCUGGUGAUGACGGUGCCGGCCGACGAGCCGGAAAACGCCGCUGACGCAGCUGUUCACUUGUACGUGUUCCACCGAGCGUCGCUCAUCACGGACUUCGAGGUGGUGAGCGCGCGCAGCAACGAGCUGGGAGACAUCCGCGCGCUGGUCAAACACACGGACGCCGCCGAGACGCUGAUGCAGACAGUGCGCGGGCUGUUCAUGGACAACGCCGCCGAACACACAGUGCUGGUGGUGCGUUGUGCGGACCAGGUGGUGGGUGUGAUCGUGGUCCGGCACGAGGUCGAAAUGGAGUACGUCCGCUCGCACUUUGAGGUGGAAGAGUACGUGACGUUCGAGCACCACGACCAGCGCGACGGCUUCGGCCACCUUUACCACUUCGCGCUGAACCCCAUCUUUCAGCGGUACGCGGCCGUCAUUCUGGGCGAGGUGAUGCGGCUGACGACGUUCUCAGUGCUGCUGUACCCGGUGUUUCCGCCGGGCUCGACCGACACAGAGGGCCACAGCCUGACCUCGGCGCUGGAACAGCUGUGGCCACGCGCGCGCAUCAACAGCAGGGUGGUGGUGGUGGGCGGCGGCGACGCAGGCCUGGCCGUACUGGAGAGGCUGGUGUUCUCGCGCGAGCUGCUCUUCACCAACCUGACGCUUGUCGAGCCGCACGGUUUCCAGGGCGACUCCGAGGCCGGAGCACUGGCGACCGACAUGUGCACUUCCACCGAGAACUUCCAGCCGUAUCGGCUGGCCACUAUGUGGCUGCGCACCUGGGUCAACUUAGUGCGUGGCGUCAUGCACACCAUAGACAGGAAGCGCAAGUGCAUCCUGGUGUCGGGCGCCGCCGAGAUCCCGUACGACUACCUGCUGCUGACGUGCGGCCAGCAGUUCCAGCUGCCGGCGCGGCUGCUGCCCGACACGCCCGACAACGUGUUCCGCGUCAACUCGCCGUUUGACGCCGAGCGCGCGCUUGAAUACGUGCGCGCGUAUUGCCUCGACCGCGCCGAGAACGUGAUCGUGUACGGCUGCUUUCUGGAGGCGCUGACCUGCCUGGAGACCCUGAUCCAGCUGCCGUCCAACAACCGCAUCUACAGGGUCCAGCUGACGAGCGAGGCCGCCGAGACUAAGGAACGCUACCUCUCCUGCUGCGGCCUCUUCGUGUACGACCACAAAGGCGUGGAGCUGGUGACGUUCAAGGCGCUCAACGACGCCUCACUGGUGUUCGACGGCAGGCUGGUGAUUGAUCAUCAGUUCAGCACCAAUGACGCCAGCAUCAGAGCUGUCGGUACCAUGACCAAGUACUCCAGGAGGUACUACGCAGACAGCUUCGACCACUUCGAGUACAACUCGCGUGACGUGGGCCACGCGCUUGGCACCCAGCUGCUGAAGGUCUUUGGCGAGACCACCAGCAGCUGA
Molecule: messenger RNA, 2889 nt
Organism: Pollicipes pollicipes
Lineage: Eukaryota; Metazoa; Arthropoda; Thecostraca; Pollicipedomorpha; Pollicipedidae
Product: cilia- and flagella-associated protein 61-like
Exons: 10
Coding region: 1-2889 (962 amino acids)
Source: RefSeq, a predicted model, not a curated record